AUGCAAUCCCUCGACGACAUUAUGGAGUCCUCCACUCCCUCUCCCUCCGCCCAGACUCCCACAACCUCCUCGAGCUCAGCCGCGCGCCGUCCCCCACGCAAGAGCACCCUUACCCAGCAACAAAGGAACCAGAAGCGCCAGAGGGCUACCCAGGAUCAACUAGUCACCCUAGAGAUCGAAUUCAACAAGAACCCCACCCCCACCGCCGUUACCCGCGAGAGAAUAGCAUCUGAAAUCAACAUGACGGAGCGCUCAGUGCAGAUUUGGUUCCAGAACAGGCGAGCUAAAAUAAAGAACAUUGCCAAGAAAAGCAUCGAGAACGGUGACGACUGUAACGACAUACCUGAAUCCAUGCGACGAUACCUUGCUCUACAGGCCAUGGAGUCUGGCAAGUCGAUAGGAAGCAGCUUCCUUGGUCGCGCUGGUGGCAUACCGUAUGGCAGCGGCAUGCUCCUCAACACUGACACCAGCUCCUCGAAAGUUGUCAUCACUCACUUCUCGGUCCGCUCCUUGAGCGUCGGAAGCUGGAGGAGAGUUGGCCAGAGCGCUAUGGAUCUGGUCAUCUUCUACUCGCCAGAGAAGUGCUGCAUCACAUACUACAUCAACAACGACUCAGCAGGAUACAAGAUCGAGUACCCUUUCUCUUACAUCAAGAACAUCAGCCUCGACAAUGGAGACAUGGCCACAAAUGCAGAGGGUGCUUCUCAGCGACCAGGAGGCCUCGUUGUGGAACUCAAUCGUCCACCAAACUUUUUCAUGGACUCUUCUGGCUCGGGAGGCUUCUUCCAGUGUGGUGAUUUCACCGAGGAUCAGCAGGCAUCGCAGGUCAUGGUUCACCAUCUUGGUGGGCAUCCUAAGGUGCUGAGCGGACAAUUGGCGAAACUUGUCUCACUGGAAGCGUUUCAGAGCCGCCAUAACAUGUACGACCCGCAUGCCACCGCGGUCUCGGCACCCGUCUCACCAAUCAACUUCCGUCCUGCAUCGCAACCCAACCAUGUGGUACACCCCCACAGCGGUAUGUUUCAUGACUCCCACCUCACGCCAGGUCCGUUCCCACCGCGUGGUCACAAACGCCAGCGUUCUCGCUCGGUACCUGUGGCGGUUGACUUCUCGAUGCUGCGUAACCCUAUGCCGUCUUUUAUGAUCCAGCCCGAGCCGUCACCGUACAAUCCGAACCAGGAGAUCUUUGCCCCCAUCCCUCACAGCUCGUCAGGCCCCAUUGGCCCGCAUCUAAGCAUUGAUACCUCUGCUGGUUACGGCAUGGGCGACUACCGUCAGUACCCCAUGUCAGCCACGACCGCCAACUCGCCGUCUGAGUAUGGCACACCGUCAUUCUACACAUCUGGACCUCAGAACGACAACAUCCCUGCCUCCAACUUUGGUCAGCACUACAACAUCCCACCGUACGUGCACACACCGAUGGGGCCGCCACCUCACUCGGCGGCGAUGAAUUCCCCUAUGCCACCGAUGAGUCACCACGAUCCCAUCAUUGCCAACCAGUCACCGCCGCUCAACUCGUUCGGCCGUGAUGGCUCUGCGGAUGUUUACCUCAUGCCUCACGAUAGCGGCAUGUCGGAUGAGACGCUUCACAUGACGGAUAUGUACGCAAAGCAGAAUCUCAACCAUCCCUUCCGUUCGCCUAUGAUGGAAGAGAGCGUUGAUGACCUAGACAUGCAAAAUCUGGUGUCUUUUGGUACACUCGACCCUUCGAGUCUGUCGCCCGAACAUCAUCACCACCAGAUGUAA
Molecule: messenger RNA, 1746 nt
Organism: Ascochyta rabiei
Lineage: Eukaryota; Fungi; Ascomycota; Dothideomycetes; Pleosporales; Didymellaceae
Product: Transcription factor
Exons: 3
Coding region: 1-1746 (581 amino acids)
Biological process (GO): cell differentiation; regulation of transcription by RNA polymerase II
Molecular function (GO): DNA-binding transcription factor activity, RNA polymerase II-specific; RNA polymerase II cis-regulatory region sequence-specific DNA binding
Source: RefSeq, a predicted model, not a curated record